Copidosoma floridanum is the source of this 3206-nucleotide messenger RNA. RefSeq names its product RNA-binding Fox protein 1. Gene Ontology annotation, molecular function: mRNA binding. Gene Ontology annotation, biological process: regulation of alternative mRNA splicing, via spliceosome; nervous system development. NCBI's taxonomy places the organism in Eukaryota, Metazoa, Arthropoda, Insecta, Hymenoptera, Encyrtidae. The record is from RefSeq and is a predicted model, not a curated record. Gene Ontology annotation, cellular component: cytoplasm; nucleus.
CCUCUCCCCCUUCUGUUCCAUCAUCGUUCAAUCGCGCUGCAAUGGCAAGCUGCAAGUAAGGAUAAGUACAGUAGAGUGCAGUGCGCGAAUACCUUUUGCUCCGAGACUGCACCGCGAGAGAAAAAAGAAAGAGACAUAAGUACGUAGUUGCUGUUGGUGUGUACAAGUAUCUGUAAGUGCAUAAAAGUAUAUACUUUAAUCUCAUCAUCAUCUGAGAGAGAAGAAGACAAGGGCUCGGUCGUGCGUCGUGCAUUAAGUAUACUCACAACUCACACAUAGGUAUACACGUUUCUUUCAUCUUGCGCUCUGCUGGAUAGAGCUGCUCCCUGUUAUCUACCGUGUACCUAAGUAGGUACUUGGUGUAAAUAUAGAGUCAUGUUAUUCAUAUUUUAAAUCUCGUCGAUGAGGUUUAAGGUGUGUAGGUACACACACGUACAUACAUCGGUAAUAUAGCUGCGGUACAGUAGGUAGCAGCAAGAGCGGCAGCUCCCCGCCGAAAAAAAAAAUUUACUUAUUGUGUAUAGCGCGCGCGCGCGUGUUUCCACGUUCACGCUGCCAGUACUCCCCGAGAGGCCUCGAAGUAAGGAUUGCUAAAAAUUAGCGACGUAGCGAGUGAAACCAGAGGACGUGCAUUGAACGUAGAACGAACGUGCAAGUGAUAUUCGGUCGGGCGCGAAGCGUCAUUGCAAGUAAUAAAAUCCCGGGCUCGUUUUUGUGUCGUCAGCUCGGUGCGGGUGCCUGUAUAUGACUUGCCCAAGACAACAAUAGCAUUGAUGAAUAAUAAAAAAUAAGCCAACGAAAAGGAACAACCAGAGGAACAACAACUCCUGCUCUACCAGAGAGUGAAUAAAAGAAAGGGAACCGAGAAGGGAGGAGGCGGCCAAGAGUGUAUUUACAGUAUAAGUAGCAGUAACAGGAGCACCCAGUAUAUACCAGCACCAACCAACACAGAGUGAGAGAGAGUGUAUACCUUGGGGAUUGAUAAAUUCUUCUUUUCGUAACGGUGGAGCAGAACGGCCUCAAACUGUGGGGCUCUGGAGCGUUUUUUCUUCCUCCUCAAGGAAUGUACUAUCCUCACAUGGUGCAGACAGGAAUGGCUGCGCCCUACGCCGGGGGUGUCUUUCCUCCCCCGGUGAACGGCGUGAGCGGAGGACUCGUGAAUUCGACGGGGGCGGCCAGCGAAGUCAAACCACCGCCGUCCGUGUCCAUCAAAGAGGAGCCAGUGUCCGUCGCUGCUGCGGUGGCCGCGGCGCAACAGCAACAACAGUCCAACGCGGCCCAAGUGGCCCAGUCCCAGGGCGUUGUUGUACAGGCCCAACAGAACCAGACCACCUUCAGUCCGCCCCCAGCGCCCAAUGGCGUUGAUUCACAGGCCAUCUCGGAAGUGUUUCAGGCGGCAGUGGCAGCAGCUGCAGCAGCCGCGGCAAACAACGGCGGCCAACAGCCCAGCGUGCCGAGCCAGGUAGUCAACGAGGCCAGCUCCGAGAACAACGUGGAGCAGAGUCUUGUGCCGGUGACUUCGGGAGCCGUAACGCCUGCCACCCAGAGCCAGGGGGGAGACCUCAAAGGACAGCCCAAACGGCUACACGUCAGCAACAUACCGUUUAGGUUCAGAGAUCCCGAUCUGAGAGCCAUGUUUGGCCAAUACGGUCAAAUUCUUGAUGUGGAAAUAAUUUUCAACGAAAGAGGAAGCAAGGGAUUCGGUUUUGUAACAUUCGCAAAUAGUGCUGACGCGGACCGGGCACGUGAGAGGCUACACGGCACCGUGGUUGAGGGCAGAAAGAUUGAGGUUAACAAUGCUACCGCACGAGUCCAGACAAAGAAACCACCAACAGUACCCAACGUGUGCGUCCAGUGGCCUGAGGCUGCGGCCCUACGCGGAGUCGCCAUACAGAGGAGCAGGGUGGGCGCGGCGGCGGCGGCGGCAGCUCGCGCGGCCGCUUUUCCAGCCAGCGCGGCUUUAGCGCUCGCCCGUAACCCGAACUCCAUAGCCGCGGCCGCCGCCGCUACGGCUCUUCAUCCCUUCGCACAGGCAGCCGUCUACUACGAUCCCUUCCUAGCGGCACACGCAGCGUCACAAGAUCCUAGAUUACAGGUAAGAUUCGACAAACACACACUUGAUGCAGCGGCAGCGGCGGCGGCGGCCUCGCCCCUCCUAAAGACACCGCUCUCGACGGCCCAGCAGGCGAGUUACGCGGCCGCGGCAACCUACACGGCCGUGGCGGCGCGCGCCUACGGAGCAGCGGCAGCCGCGGCCCAGCCAGUCGCCGGAUAUGCAGCAGUAGCCGGAUAUGGACGUGAAUACGCGGAUCCUUACCUAAGCCAUGGGAUCGGUCCAGUUGCAGGUUACGGGGCGACGGUAUACAGAGGUGGCUACAACAGGUUUACACCUUAUUAAAGCGCAGAGAUUACAUUGAAGAAGCGAUGAGCGAUUAUGAUAUUAACUGGAAGACGCGUCGUACCUUCGAAUAAUGCAACUCACAAAUAAAUCACCGUUCGCUAAACCAAGAUUUUCCAGAUAUAAUCGUAUGCGACGUUACGGACAAACACGUCACUUUUUUCUCAACCAACCAAAUCGAUCGUAAAUUAUUUUUUUUUUUUUGUUUUUUGUUUUUUCUACUUUAUGCGAAUCCAUGACAAUUAUCACCACAAGAAUCACCGAAAAGCUUGACUGUUUUUCUUAUGUUGUAGGUUUUAUUUUCCUUUAAAAAAAAGUUUACCCGAUUCUCGUAAAAUAUUUGCACAUGACGUUUUCUACACUAAUCCAGGAGCACUCAGUAACUAUAGAGUGAUCAUACUUUUUUUUUUUCAACUUAAAGAGCAAUCUAAAUAUUUAAGCAAAUUUGUGUUGAAAUUGGGAUGAAAUUAUGAGCUUGCUGAGAUGUAGAGGUCAGGUUUCACAGAGGUCAUGUUUCUCUUUUUUCGCAAAGCAUUUUAAAACUUGGGCAUCUAUUGAAUUAGACUCGAGCAGAAGUAAAAGGUGUUUUGGUUGGGUAUUUUAUGUGAGGCUUGAAUAUGAUCGGACAUAUUGUAAAUACAAGUGAACUGUACAAUGAAGAUGUCCAUGGAUUCAAAAUUUAAAAGGAUUUGAUCAAUGAAUGUACCUUGUAUUCAAUCAAAGUGAUUCUUCUGAUGAAAACUUUAUCAGAACAUGAUAAAUUAUAAUUAUGAAUGUCUUGGAAAUAAAAAAUUUCUUUAUUUUGUAA